Molecule: messenger RNA, 2445 nt
Organism: Cladophialophora yegresii CBS 114405
Lineage: Eukaryota; Fungi; Ascomycota; Eurotiomycetes; Chaetothyriales; Herpotrichiellaceae
Exons: 1
Coding region: 1-2445 (814 amino acids)
Source: RefSeq, a predicted model, not a curated record
AUGUCAGCUUCAGCUGUCGCUCUACCCAACGGCAUCUUGCCACCACCCGCGCAGUCCAUCGAUGAGGCUCUCGAAUACGAGAAGAUCUUGAGGAUUCGCGACGAGGUAUUUUCCGGGACUCAUCCUAGAUUGACGGUGCCGGCGCAUGCCAUCCGCGUGCCUAGUUCUCAGAACUCAUCGGCCCUCUCGCAGACUCAGUUGCAUGUACCUUCUCCCUCCCCUGCCACUCCAUCGCCAAAUCGUCUUGAGGCUGGUGCACAGUCAAACAAGCGUGAAGAUGAGCUCACACACACCCACAACAAGCCAAACGGGGUCUCCACCCCUUCUAUUUCUGAGUUUGAUCCUGUGCUCUUGACAAAGUCAGAUGAUCUGAUUCGAGCCGAGACGUUGCUCAAGAGACAGCGCCUCGAAAAGGCCUUGAGAGAUCAAUUUGAGCAAAAGAGGGCAGAUGCUCGCAAGAAACCUGCACCCGCAGAGGCAAAACCCGACUUCGACCUGCCGGCCAUCUUCGCCCGAGUGACCGGCACAGCCAAAUCCCCUUCGUCCAAGGACGAUGAAGAAGCCACCGACUCGGUCAAUGAGGACGAGUUUUACUCUAGUAGAGCGCCUGACUCAACUCCUGAAGGGCCACCUAGCGAAUCUCCAGAUGAAGCUGAUGAGGAGCAGGCGGACGAGUCUUCCGGGCCACGUGCCGUGAGCGCCGUCAUGGGUGCACCCCUUUACCCUGGUGCCGAUGACCCAAUCUCCGCCAACGUCACGUCGCCUGCGCCGCUUGCUGCGGCACCCACGAAGCCCCCACCGCCCCCUGAUCCGACUGCGAUGGACAUGGACGACGAGGAAGAGGAGGGGGAGUAUUCACCCCCAGAGGCUGCCAUACAGGUCCCUUCGCCCAAGGUCCCUCACGCUGAAGACAUACGAGACAGUAGAGAUCCACGCAGCCGACCUUUGCGCAGAUAUUCGGAAGUGGAAGAUAUUGGGCCUCGGCCACCCUCACCAUCUGAGGCCCGUAUGCGGAUUGUAAGAAACCACAUCACCUCCCCCAUUGCUCCCCGCCCGUCUCGUGUCUCGCCUCUGGCUGUAGCUAAGGACUCCCCGCUCUCACAGAAUGCACGUACCGGCCGCAAACAGUGGAAUGGAAGACCAGGAUCUCCACCUAGUCCUGAUGACAACCAAACACUUCCCGCCAGGAAGAAAAGAAAGCUUGAAGGGCGCAACCAGAAGAGACAGGCCCGAAGAAACGGCAGGGCGUCUCCAGACGUCAAAGAAGAAGAUAUCUCACCGCCACCGUUCCACGACGUCCAGCCACUUGGUACUGGCAGGCUUCAUUCCGGUGGUGCAGAUCGGCCGAUCAUCCUCGAUGAUGAAUCUGCGCAAGAAGUGCGUUAUGCUGUUCCCCCUCAUGAGCGGUACGUGGAAUCUCCCGCUCGGCCACUUCCACGCCAAGUUGAACGCUUGAUGCCCUCCAGUGAGCCACGUCCAUUGUCCAGGUCCAGCAUGAGACCCGGUAGGGACGAUCAAGAUUUGCGCCGCGUGGCGAGUAUGCACAGUAUGCGAGUUGAGCAGCCUCAAGAUUACGUCGAUCCCUACUACGAUAGCCCAACUCGAACUCGUGCUGUAUCAUACGCCCGAACGGGAAGUCCUGCAAUCACCGAAUCAGGCCGGCCACUGCGCGAGCUACCAGUCGAGUACGACCAACCACGCCCACCGGUCUAUCGUGAUGUCUACGAUGAGCGAGAUGGCACUUAUCACCGCUACAUUGCCGAGCCUCCUCCAGCUCCGGUCGAGCGAAUAAUCGUCGACCAGUAUGGCAGAAGAUUCCGCGAAAUAGUCCAGGAGCGGCAUCCGAUGGCACCUCGAGAAGUGCCAAUCCGCAGAGAAGUGGAGCCCGUCUACGAACAAUAUCCCCGGCAAGCUCGAGCCGGGUCUGUCUUUGUCGAACCUCAACCUCUCCAGGAAAGAGCCUACGGUGCAGACAUGCCUCCACCGCCUGUCUCGUAUCGUCGUGUCGCAGAUCCACCACGAGGUUCUGCAAUUGCGUCGCCAAUCACAAGAGAAUAUCUUGAGCCGGCACCGCCGAUGCGAAGCGCUAGCGUGCAACUGAUGGAUCGCCCAAUUCGACAGACCAUGUACCCAGAUGAGCGGCCUGAAUUUCGCGAGCCUGUUCGUGCAGGCAGUGUCCGGCCGCCGCCUGCAACGCGAUACGAAGAUGGCCCGCCGAUGGAAAUGAUAUCGCGGGGUCUCAGUGUUCGUCCAGUGGGUCGCGAAGGGAGUGUCUUCAUGGAUGACAGGCGACCCAUCGCACCAGAGUAUGCCCCUGUGCCAGACCCAAGAUACCGGCCGAUGGAACCCGAGAGACGCUACGUUGAUGUUGAUGGAAGGGAGAUUACUCAGGCGGACGGGGCCAUGGAAAGCAGACUGAGAGUCAUGGACAGGUACCGAGCGUAG